CCACUAUUGGGACCUAUUCUUUGCUUGUGUUUCUAAUGCUGAUGUUUUAUGCACGCUGUGAGAAAGUAUCGCCCAGACCAGGACUGAAAACAUUCCAGGAGGAUUACAAGAGUGUGGCAGAGACCUGUCGUUCUGUUGGAUUUUUCAGAAAAAAAUGUAAAACUAAUGCGGACAAAUCGAGAAAACAUGCAGAUGAACAGAUGGCUGCCUUUGACGUCAGAUUAAAGAACCAUAAAAGAAAUCUUGCUACAAAAACAAAGGUCGUGUUCGAAACGGUUGACUUGAACGAAGGACAAGGAUACAACGCUUCUACUGGUAUCUUCACUGCGCCCUAUGGAGGACUGUAUGUAUUCGACUGGACUACUCUAGCCUGGGUAGGCCAGUAUGCCUUCACAGCUCUCACAGUAAAUGGCUCCUACAAAUCUUGGAUUUAUUGUCAUGAUGUAAAUUCCAAAACCUGGCUUCAAUGUAGCAAGAUGGCGGUUGUAAAGCUUAAUCACGGUGAUAAGGUUUGGAUUGGGGUCUCCCAGGGACCAGCAAACAUGCAUAGACGAUACACUUCAUUUUCUGGCUAUAAACUAUAAAUGGCUGUUGAGCUGAGACAGA
Molecule: messenger RNA, 606 nt
Organism: Saccostrea cuccullata (small rock oyster)
Lineage: Eukaryota; Metazoa; Mollusca; Bivalvia; Ostreida; Ostreidae
Product: collagen alpha-2(VIII) chain-like
Exons: 2
Coding region: 36-584 (182 amino acids)
Molecular function (GO): protein binding
Source: RefSeq, a predicted model, not a curated record